This is a messenger RNA of Ilex paraguariensis (yerba mate), 1428 nucleotides long. Lineage: Eukaryota; Viridiplantae; Streptophyta; Magnoliopsida; Aquifoliales; Aquifoliaceae. The record is from the annotation of a GenBank genome assembly.
CUUGCAAGCCGCCUAACCUCUCAUAAAACCCUCCGACGAACGAACAAUUUCGCACCAAAAUCAAUCUCACUUCCUAUUUAUCCACCAAAUCACCUUCUCCAUCCAAACAAACCCUAAACCCUCACUAGCCGUUGUACAGUGCCAAUUGUAAAGACGACCUCAAAUAAGACCUCUUCAUAAUCUAUUCUCUCUCUCUCUCUUUCCAAAGCCCUAGAUUACAAUUUUUGUUCGAAUCUCUUCGUUUGCUUACACAAUCUACAAUCCACCAUGAGUCCCAUUAAGAAUUUCGAGCAACACUCUCGCCACCUCAUAGAACCCGACCUACCAAUUCAGACGAGGCUACAAAUGGCGAUGGAGGUACGGGACAGUUUAGAGAUCACACACACAGGGGAGUACUUGAAUUUCCUGAAGUGUUAUUUUCGGGCGUUCUCCGCGAUUCUGUAUCAUAUAACGAAGCCCCAAUUCGCCGAUAACCCCGAGCACAAGCUCCGGAACAUUGUGGUGGAAAUUCUCAAUCGUCUUCCUCACAGUGAAGUCCUUCGGCCCUUCGUUCAGGAACUCUUGAAGGUUGCAAUGCAUGCACUCACCACCGAUAACGAAGAGAAUGGGUUAAUUUGCAUUAGGAUUAUCUUCGAUUUGCUUAGGAAUUUUAGACCAACCUUAGAAAAUGAAGUUCAGCCCUUUUUGGACUUUGUGUGUAGAAUUUACCAGAACUUUAGGGCCACUGUAACUUAUUUCUUUGAAAGUGGGGCGGUUUCGGCACCAGUUGCGGUUUUGGGUUCUAUGUCAUCGUCGACAUUAAGUUCAUCGGUAGGUGGGGAAGAUGUGAGGCCAAUGGAGUUGUCCGAUCCAAUAUGUCCAAGUGCUGGAUAUGUUGGGCAGCUUAACCCGAGUACCAGGUCGUUCAAGAUUGUUACGGAGAGUCCCUUGGUGGUUAUGUUUCUGUUUCAGUUGUAUGGCCGGCUUGUUCAGAUCAACAUUCCUCAUUUGUUGCCAUUGAUGGUCGCCGCAAUUUCUGUUCCGGGUCCUGAAAAGGUUCCGCCCCAUCUCAAGACUCACUUCAUUGAAUUAAAGGGCGCCCAGGUUAAGGAUUGUCAGAUGAAUGCGUGUUUGAAAUCUAGUGUCAAUUGUACUCCUUAUUCCCUAGUUAGAGGCAGUGGAGAAAGAAAACAUGUUAUAUCAGCUUUUCUAAUCUAUAUCAAGGCUCUAUCCAAUUUUACUUCUAUAUUCUGCUUGGGUCUUUCUUUUCUAACCUACCUCAAACCCAGUCAUCACAGUCGCAAAAUUCCCUCCAAAUGUGGCCUGUUUGCCAUUCAAGUAAUAGGCAACAAUGAGAAACUCUCACCAAGUAGCAGGUAUAGUAUUCCUACGAGUGUUCGUAUCUUGAAUGGAGGAGCUAAAGCAGUUGAUGAAUGUCCUGAUUGGUAG